Messenger RNA from Heteronotia binoei (common prickly gecko), 2679 nucleotides. RefSeq names its product short transient receptor potential channel 2-like. Gene Ontology annotation, molecular function: store-operated calcium channel activity; inositol 1,4,5 trisphosphate binding; protein binding. Gene Ontology annotation, biological process: manganese ion transport; regulation of cytosolic calcium ion concentration; calcium ion transmembrane transport. The coding region runs from base 1 to 2679 and encodes 892 amino acids. Gene Ontology annotation, cellular component: cation channel complex; membrane. The record is from RefSeq and is a predicted model, not a curated record. The transcript has 14 exons. NCBI's taxonomy places the organism in Eukaryota, Metazoa, Chordata, Lepidosauria, Squamata, Gekkonidae.
AUGGCGUCCGAGUUCGGGGGCAUUAUGCAGCCCAACUGGAAGGAAAUCGUGAACAAGAAACUGAAGUUCCCGGAGGGCCUCCUGAGCGCCAUUCAAGAUGGUCACCUGGUGAAGGUCCAGCAGCUGCUGCAGGUGAGCGAUGGGAUCCUGAGGCAGCUGGACGACGCGGAGGACCGAGCGUGGCGGGAGGCCCUCAACCUGGCCAUCCGCACUGGCGGCGAGGAGAUCACCAAAACGCUGCUGCGCUAUGUCAAGUUCGACUUCCGCCAGGUCCAUGAAGCCUUGCUGGUUGCCGUGGACACCAACCAGCCUCAUGUGGUCAAGCUUCUCCUGGACCGACUGGACCAGGAGAAAGGCCUCAAGAUGGACAUCAAGUCCUUCUCGCUGGCCUUCUUUGACAACUCUAUCGACAACUCGCGCUUCGCCCCCGGCGUGACGCCCCUCACCUUGGCUUGUGAGAAGGACCUCUACGAGAUCGUGGACAUGCUGAUGAAGAAGGGCCACGCCAUCCCGCGCCCGCACAAGGUCUCCUGCGGCUGCCUGGAGUGCUCCAACGGCCGCAAGUACGACCUCCUGAAGUUCUCGCUCUCCCGCAUCAACACCUACAAGGGCAUCGCCAGCCGGGCCCACCUCUGCAUCGCCAGCGAAGAUGCCAUGCUCACCGCCUUCAAACUCAGCCGCGAGCUCAAGGGCCUCUCGAAGAAGGAGCCCGAGUUCAAGCCGGACUACCUGUCCCUGGAGCAGCUGAGCCAGGAGUUUGCCUUUGAGCUGCUGGGGAUGUGCCGCAACCAGAGCGAGGUGACAGCCGUGCUGAACGACCUCGGGGACGACGAGGCCAUGGGGGAAGACGAGGAGCUGGACGAGCAGGCCUUCGAGGAGGGCAUCCCCAACCUCGCCAGGCUCCGGCUGGCCGUCAAUUACAACCAGAAACGGUUUGUGGCCCACCCCAUCUGCCAGCAAGUCCUGUCCUCCAUCUGGUGCGGGAGCCUGCAGAGCUGGCGGGGCAGCAACAGUGCCUGGAAGGUCUUCAUCUCCUGCGCCAUCUUCCUCCUGAUGCCCCUCUUGUGCUUGGUCUACUGGGUGGCCCCCAAGUCCAAGGUGGGCAAAAUGGUGAAGAUCCCGGUGAUCAAGUUCCUCCUGCAUUCGGCCUCCUACCUCUGGUUCCUGGUCUUCCUGCUGGUGGAGUCCCUGGUGCUGGAGCACUACCACGAGGUCUUCAAGGGGCGGAACCAAAGUCUGUGGGAGACCUCCCUGCACAUGGUGUGGGUGGCAGGGUUCUUCUGGUUUGAGUGCAAGGAGGUGUGGAUCGAGGGCCUGCGCAGCUACCUCCUGGACUGGUGGAACUUCCUGGACAUCGUCAUUCUCAGCAUGUACCUGGCCUCCUUCGUGCUCCGGGUUCUGGUCUUCCUCAAGGGCCACAUCCACUGCCUGGACCCCAACUCCUCCCCAGAAUGCUACUAUUACACAGCAGCUGAACGCCUGGAGUGGCGGACGGAGGACCCCCAGUUCAUGGCGGAGGUGCUCUUUGCUGUCACCAGCAUGCUCAGCUUCACCCGUCUGGCGUACAUCCUUCCGGCCCACGAGACCCUGGGGACGCUGCAGAUCUCCAUCGGCAAGAUGAUCGAUGACAUGAUUCGGUUUAUGUUCAUCCUGAUGAUCAUCCUGACCGCGUUCCUGUGCGGCCUGAACAACAUCUACGUCCACUACCAGGAGUCCGAGAAGCUGGGCAGCUUCAACGAGACAUUCCAGUUCCUCUUCUGGACCAUGCUUGGCAUGGAAGAACAUAAGGUGGUGGACAUGCCCCAGUUCUAUGUGGCCGAGCUGGUGGGCAGGGUGCUGUAUGGGAUCUUCACCAUCGUGAUGGUGGUCGUCCUGCUCAACAUGCUCAUUGCCAUGAUCACCAACUCCUUCCAGAAAAUUGAGAAGGCAGCGGACAAAUCCCCAGUAGGAAUUCGCUCUUCUCCUUCAUUCUUCGAAGGCCCUAAGCCUAACGACGCUGACGUGGAGUGGAAAUUUGCCCGCUCAAAGCUCUACUUGUCCUACUUCAGGGAGGGCUUGACGCUGCCUGUCCCCUUCAACAUUAUCCCGACGCCAAAGUCUAUCUUCUACGUCAUCAGGGGCAUCUUCCGCUUCCUGUGCUGUUACAAACCAAAGCGGCAACAGAACUAUCCGCCGAUUCCCACCAUUACGAACCCUUCGCUGGAAGACGGGGGGCUACGUAGCGAGAGCCGCGUCUCUUACCGGCGGCAGGUGCUGAAGGCGUUGGUUCAGCGGUACAUCGACACAGCCAGACGGGAGUUUGAAGAGAGCAGGAGGAAAGACCUGGGCAACCGCCUCACGGAGCUGAACAAGUCGGUGUUGCGCCUCCACUCCGAGAUGAAGCACCUGCGGCACACGGUGGCCGCCAACGGCGCCUCUGCUAACCCCCUGGACGGGGCCAGCGUCCUGCGCAAGUACAUCAUGAAGGUGCGCAACAGCUUCCAGAGUUUUGACAACGACUCGGGCAGCUCUGGCGAGGGCUCUCCUGCGGAGGUGGUCGUGCACCAGAAUGGAGCCAUCGCCGAAGAAGAGGGGUUGCCCGUCCCACCGGCAGGUGAGUGGGGGGUGGAGGAGAAGCCCCCUGCUGCUGACAUGGAGCUGGCCGCUGAAGAGAAGCUGGUGGAGAAGCCGGAGGCUUAA